Lates calcarifer (barramundi perch) is the source of this 3249-nucleotide messenger RNA. RefSeq names its product trans-golgi network protein 2 (gene tgoln2). Bases 147 to 1571 code for a protein of 474 amino acids. The record is from RefSeq and is a predicted model, not a curated record. Lineage: Eukaryota; Metazoa; Chordata; Actinopteri; Centropomidae. The transcript is spliced from 4 exons.
GUGGUACACGGAAGCAGGAAUUAGAUACUUGUCAAAGCCCUCAUCCUGUCGACCUGGAUUUGUCAACGCAGAUUUGGCCGUGAGUACAUCGGGGAGACGGACUGAGAAGAUUUGAUGGUUUGUGUUUUCACUGUUGUGUAGACACAAUGAGGACCAUUUUCCUGCUACUCUCAGUAUAUCUGUGUUGCUACUUGGUCACGGGGGCUCCUUCACAAAAUGAAGUGAACUCAGCCUCUAAGGUGGGACAAAGCCAACCAGAUAAGCCAAAUCAGGAUCACAGCCUACCAUCAAACUCCAAUGUAGCUGGUGAUGAUGGAGAGGCAGGUAAUAGUGACAACCAGCCACAAAUCAAAACAGCUGAUGAAUCCACGAUGAAAUCCGGAAAUCAGGAACAGCCUGCUACUGUUACCAAGGAGAAGCUGCAAGUUAACAAAAUAACAGAGAAGAAAAAGAAAGUAGACCUACCAAACAUAGAUGACGGAAAGACACAAGAUGGCAGUGACCAAAACGCACAAACCGCCAGUGACAAAAAAACACAAAAAAGCAGUGACGGGAAAACACAAGAUGGCACUGACAAAAAACCACAAAAUGUAGGUGACGGGAAGACACAAGAUGGCACUGAGCAAAAACCACAAAACGCAGGUGACGGAAAGACACAAGAUGGCACUGAGCAAAAACCACAAAACGCAGGUGACACGAAGACACAAGAUGGCACUGAGCAAAAACCACAAAACGCAGGUGACGGAAAGACACAAGAUGGCACUGAGCAAAAACCACAAAACGCAGGUGACGGAAAGACACAAGAUGGCACUGAGCAAAAACCACAAAACGCAGGUGACGGAAAGACACAAGAUGGCACUGAGCAAAAACCACAAAACGCAGGUGACAAGAAGACACAAGAUGGCACUGACCAAAAACCACAAAACGCAGGUGACGGAAAGACACAAGAUGGCACUGAGCAAAAACCACAAAACGCAGGUGACGGAAAGACACAAGAUGGCACUGAGCAAAAACCACAAAACGCAGGUGACGGAAAGACACAAGAUGGCACUGAGCAAAAACCACAAAACGCAGGUGACGGAAAGACACAAGAUGGCACUGAGCAAAAACCACAAAACGCAGGUGACGGAAAGACACAAGGUGACAGCGACCAAAACGUACAAACUGCCGUUGACGACAAGGAUGGCAGUGACCAAAAUGUACAAAACACGGCCGACGACAAGACACAAGAUGGCAGUGACAAAAAGACUGAAAACAGUGGUGACGGGAAGACGGAAGACGCUAGUGUGAACAAAUCAGAAGACAAGGACACCAAGAAGGAAAAUGGGGUGCCAGAAGAAGAAGGCAGCAAAAACGGAGAGAAAAAUAUAUAUAAUUCUGGAAUAAGGGACGAGGCAGAAAGCAGCCAUUUCUUUGCCUACCUUGUCUGUGCAGCUGUGCUGGUUGCGGUGCUUUACAUCACUUACCACAACAAGCGCAAGAUAAUUGCCUUUGUUUUGGAGGGAAAGAGAUCCAGAUCCACACGUCGACCUAAAUCCACAGAAUACCAGAAGCUGGAACAGCAUAUGUGAUCUCAAAUCGUUCCCAUGAAACCAUUGCCUCAAGCAGCUGAAUAAACUGCGGAUUGUGUGAGAAGAUGGCGAGUGAAUAUUGGCAGUAGAUGUUUUCUUGAUGUGCUCCACAUUGAUUUCACCUCGUGUUCUAUUUUGUACCUUUUAGAUGCUUAUUGCAUGACUAUGCAGAUGACAUUGUUGCCUUAUCGAGGGACUUAGUGAAAUGUGUGAAGGUAAAAUAAGCAUGUUGUUUUUGCACUUGUCCUUAUUCCACUUUUUAGGCAAUCUUGUAAUUUGACCUGACUAAGGUCCUGACUCAGGAUAUUUCGGUAGCAGAUGAAAUAUUAGCUGUUUGGAUUCUAGCCUUGUUUGUACAGUACAUUAGUGAUUGCACUGUGUACCCUAAAUAAGCCAUCUGAAUCUUUGUAAAAUUCUGGCUGUGUAGAAUUUCUUAUGUGCAGAUGUUUUAAAUGUGUAUUAUAGUAUAGUAUAAAAUGUCUCCAGGUUCCUCUUAGAUGUGCAGAAGUAUUGCAAUGGGAUUUCUGCUCAGAAAUGCAUGGUGUUGGCCAAAUGAAUGUAGCUUUUUUUCCUGAGAGAUGCUCACACAGUGGUCACCCACUUCAGCUUCUUAAUGCUGAUAGAUAAACAGAUCAAGUCUGCUUAAAGAAAUUGUCUAUAAUUUAAAAAAAAAAAAAGCUCUUUUGCUGAGAUUUGGAUGAAAAGAUCAACACUGCAGUAAGGUCAGCAUAGCAUAUUUCCACAAAUGUUGAGUUAGUCCUUUAACGUACAAAGAAGUAACCAACUGACGUUGUAACUGCUGUCAGGGUGUUGGAUACAUAUGUCAGUGUUGCUUGUUAUAUCCUGAAUGUCAUGAAAAACAGUCUGUGUGGUGUGGCUGGUGUUGUUCAAAUGUUUCUUAUCUGGAAACUUGUUGGUCUAUUUACUGUUUUGCUGCCCAGCACCUUUGUUACCGGUUAUUCCUCUAACUCGUAGCACUUGUUGCUUUGCAUUGAAUCUCUAGUCUGAAAUGUUGAUUAUUCUAACCAAAAAGUAUUUUGUAAAGCAGAAACUGGCCAACAGCUGCAUUGUUUUGACCUUUGGAAGUGCACUAUUUGGUGGGGUGGGGGGGUAUGUCUCUGGGGACAGGUUGACCACUAAUAUAUUAGAUUUAAACUUUCCUCUUGGAGAUGUGUGUGUUGUGCCAAAUUGUAAAUGAUUUUACUGUGAUUCAAUGUGUGACUCUUGUAUUGUGCCUCUUUCAUAAAUUAAUAUAUUUUUACGGGGGCAGUUGUCAUAAUCUGUGGAAAGCCCUUUCUGUAGAAAGGAAAAGAGCUAUGUAUGACCCAGUUGUUUCUUGGCAGAAUUAGAGACCAUAUUAUGUCCCAAAAAUAUAUAUAUUUGAAAUCUGCAAAGAAAAUAAUCUCAUUUUUCUAACAAUACAUGGCUCUUUUGUGAGUGAAAACACACUAGAAUUAGUUGGAAUAUAGAAUAAUUCUUUCAUACAAGCUAGCUAAAAUCAGCAUGUUAAAUGACUUUGCAGUAGGGUUAGGGUUAGUAUAAGUAUAUAGUAUAUUUGUUUCACUUUGCCAGGAAUGGCGGUCCACACAAACAUCCUGCUGUCCAUCAGAUGUUUCAUUGCUGAACAAAUUGGCUAUUGAUUCUAAAAUAAAUGCUUUUUGUACUUUGUAGCCUCAAA